GUUCAGUGUCACUAUGUGUCAAUUUCACCUACAGGAACCGGCCAAUAAGAUGCGGGCCUAAUCCUGGGGCUUUGUGCUUUGACCACGCUAAUCAAGGCCGAACAUUCUUACUGUCAUUCCCUAUCCAAUUCCUGGUACGGCUCCCGAAGACCCGAACGCCAUUAUCGGAGUUGGGUCCAUAGCCUAAUCCUGCUGCCGGUGCGGUGCUGCUUCGCUAUGCUGGAAGGCUGUCCUGAGUGAUGAGGAGCUGAGGGCUUCGCCGCCCGAGUAGUAUCGCUUCUUGCUUCGCUCCUUCGGUCAAAUCUUUGGGGCCUCUGAGUAAGGGCGCUUGAAUCUUUAUGGGAAUUUGGUAGCUGGUGGACUGGGAGGACGAGGAUUCCCCAUUCGGCGAGAAAGAUGAGUAGAUCCGCAAGUAUAUUUCAAGUCCUUUUGGUUUUUACAACCAUUCUUGCUCAGACUCAAUGGGCUAGUGUAUCUGGGAUGUACUGCAAGAACUUGACAGCGGCGGUAGAUAGGCCCCACAGUGCCUCAAUAACCGAUUUUGGUGCUGUUGGAGAUGGUGUAACUCUUAACACAAAAGCAUUUCAGAAUGCAGUCUUCUACCUCAGGUCAUUUGCUGACAAGGGCGGGGCACAGCUCUUUGUGCCUGCUGGAAGGUGGUUGACUGGAAGUUUUAGUCUAAUCAGCCAUCUCACAUUGUCACUGGACAAGGAUGCAGCAAUUCUUGGAUCACAAGACUCAUCUGAUUGGCCAGUUAUUGAUCCUCUUCCAUCCUAUGGGCGUGGCAGAGAACUCCCUGGUAAAAGACAUCAAAGUCUAAUAUUUGGAUCCAACCUUACUGAUGUGAUAAUAACUGGUGCUAACGGCACCAUUGAUGGCCAAGGUGCAAUUUGGUGGGACUGGUUUCACAACCACACAUUGAAUUAUACUAGACCACCUCUUGUUGAACUGAUGCACUCCACCAGAGUUGUUAUUUCCAAUCUAACCUUUACAAAUUCACCAUUUUGGAACAUCCAUCCUGUGUACUGCAGCCAAGUUCUUGUCCAGCAUCUCACGAUCCUAGCACCUAUCAGUUCACCAAACACUGACGGCAUUGAUCCAGACUCAUCUACAAACGUGUGCAUUGAAGAUUGUUACAUAAGAAAUGGUGAUGACAUUGUCGUCAUCAAGAGUGGGUGGGAUGAAUAUGGCAUUUCUUUUGCUCAUCCUAGCUCCAACAUUAGCAUCCGCAACAUCACAGGACAGACAAGGAGCAGCGCUGGGAUCGCCUUUGGAAGCGAGAUGUCAGGUGGCAUAUCAAAUGUUCGAGCAGAGGACAUCCGCAUAGUCAACUCAGUGCAUGGGAUCAGAAUCAAGACCGCCCCAGGGCGCGGAGGAUACGUGAAAAAUGUGUAUGUAGCUGAUGUGAGCAUGGACAACGUUUCCAUAGCCAUCAGGAUCACUGGAAGCUAUGGUGAACAUCCUGACGAUAACUACGACAGGAAUGCACUCCCCAUCAUAAGCAACAUAACUAUCAAGGACGUCGUGGGUGUCAACAUUGGUGUUGCGGGAAUGUUGCAGGGCAUCCCAGGGGACAACUUCAGCAAUAUUUGCAUAUCAAAUACUUCCCUCAGUGUCAAAUCUAUUGCUGACCCAUGGAAUUGUUCACUUGUCGAAGGGUAUUCGAGCUCUGUGUCCCCAGAGAUAUGCGACCAACUUAGAAACAGCCCUGAGCCCGGACAAGCAUGCUACGACGGUAAUUACUAUCCAGCUGCGGCAGUACAACCGCAGGCGCCACAAAAGUCAAGUGCUAGCAGUCUGGUAAAUCCUUUCCGUAAGUUGGUUUAAGAAUAGGUAACCUUGAGUGUCUCCACUUGAUGCAGUCAUUUCUUUUUUUUCCUGCUGUUUGGUAAUGCACUACAAGAAUGUGUAAUAUUUUAUUUGUACAAUUAAACCCCUCUACUCCAUUUUUGUUGAUUUGAUUCCUUCAUCCUUCUGCUA
Molecule: messenger RNA, 1980 nt
Organism: Phragmites australis (common reed)
Lineage: Eukaryota; Viridiplantae; Streptophyta; Magnoliopsida; Poales; Poaceae
Product: probable polygalacturonase
Exons: 7
Coding region: 397-1827 (476 amino acids)
Biological process (GO): carbohydrate metabolic process
Molecular function (GO): polygalacturonase activity
Source: RefSeq, a predicted model, not a curated record